CUAGAACUGAACACCAGAAAAGCGGAGAAGCAGAAGAUCUGCUGAUGGUCAGCCCUGGAGGGAGAAGAGGAGCUGCUCUGCUGGAAAAAUGAGCGAGUGCAAGACAUCUACCGAUGAAAGUGUCUGCCUUCCGGCACAGCACAUAUUUACAUCUAACACACACCAGGAGAUCCCGACAAAUGAAUCUUCCACAUUGCUGAAACCAGAAGAGAUUAAACAUGAGGACAUGGAAUCUGUAAUAAGCUCCUGCACUCAGGACACAUCCCCGUUUGAGGAACAUGAAAGCGACGAGAGUAUUCACCACUGCUCUGGGUGUGGAAAGAGUUUUGAUGAUCUGAGUAACCUCCAGCUACACCAGUGCAUUCACACCGAAGAGAAUCCAUACUACUACUUGGAGUAUGGGAAGAGUUUCAUCCUACAUGGUCAUUUCCAGACACAGCUGCCCGUUCACGGCGAAAGAAAACGUCAUCACUGCUUAGAGUGUGGGAAGAGUUUUAAAGAGCGAGGUCAUCUCCAAACACACCAGCGGAUUCACACGGGAGAGAAGCCGUAUCAGUGCUCGGAGUGUGGGAAGAGCUUUAACCAACAGAGUAAUCUCCAAGCACACCAGCGCGUUCACACAGGAGAGAAACCAUAUCACUGCUCAGUGUGCGGAGAGAGUUUCAGUAGACGGUCCAACCUCCAAAGACACCUGCCCGUUCACACAGGAGAGAAGCCGUAUCAAUGCUCAGACUGUGGGAGGAGCUUUAGAGAGCGAGGUCAUCUCCAAACACACCAGCGCAUUCAUACCGGGGAGAAGCCGUAUCACUGCUCGGAGUGUGGGAAGAACUUCAGUAUACUGGGAAGUCUUCAAAGGCAUCAGCGUGUUCACACAGGAGAGAAACCGUAUCAGUGCUCAGACUGCGGGAAGAGCUUUACUCUGCAGCACAGCCUCCACAUUCACCAGCGCAUUCACACCGGAGAUAAACCGUACUGCUGCCCAGAAUGCGGCGAGAGUUUCACCAGACAGUACAACCUUCAGAGGCACCAGCAUGUUCACACUGGAGAGAAACCAUAUCACUGCUCAGAGUGUGCAAAGAGUUUUACCAGCUUGCAGAAUCUCCAGCUCCACCAGCGAGUUCACACUUGAGAAGAUGAAUUAACUCGGUGGGGGGAAAAGCUUGAGCAGUCGCAGUGCUUUGAAUGCACUGAUGUGCUGAAGAGGCAAAAACUCAUUAAGUUUGCUAUUUAAAUAUUUCCAAUCAAGGCAGUUGUUGACAUUUGUAAGAAGAGAUCCUGACUUUCUCUUUCUCGUAUGAUUUGUACACGACCACUCAAAAGUUUGGGUUCGCUUGGAUCAUAAUAAUAAUUGUUAUUCAAAAACAACUCGUACAGUGUAGAUAGAAAUGCAAUAAACUAGACAGCAAACCUGAAACCAAUAAUUUAUUCACAGUUUAGUUUUUCAAAUAUGAGGCGUUGUGGAUGUCGUUUUCUUUAUAAGUUCGUUCUCAAUGCUGCACAAAUUUCACAGCUAUUUAUUGUCCAACAUUACAUUUUCACAGCUUCCUACAGACUUGAAAUAACUUAGUUUUAUCGUAGAAUCAUUUUAUAGUUAAGUAUUUAUAAACAGCCCACAACUGCCCCCCUGUACAAACAUUUUCAAAGAAGGUUUUAUCUGAAUGAAACUAGUGACCCCAAAUUUUUGAGGGGUACUGUAUACCCAUUUUUGUUUUUAUUUUCCACUAACUGCAGAUUUCAGUUCUUAUUUAAUACGUUUUCUAGAGGAAAUUACCUGUAGACACCUGGUGGGUUUAGGAUUACAAUGUGACAUUUUAGUUAAAAUCUAGUUAUGUACAUAUUGUUAAUGGGUUAAUGCUGACUCUUGUUGCUGUGGUGAAUAUUUCUGAAAUCAAACGUGUUUUUAAAAAUAACUUCAUACUAAAUUGUCAUAAGGCUAACUUGGUUAUAAAGCCAGGAUAAACUAGGUUUUAGGCUUUUUUUAUUUAAUAAAUAAGGUGCUAUUUACGUACAGUCUGUUGACACUGCGCUGGUGGUGGUGGCCAGUUUAGUGGGUCAUCUGCUCUACUUAAACAAACAGGCACAAAUUCACUCAGAAAAAUAGGGCUGUUGGACUUACAAACUGAAAAUGUGAUGGCAUUAGAUACAGUAGUCAUGGUACUUAAGUAACUUUUUUUAAUGAAAAAUAAUGAAAGUGAAUGAAAAUGGUUUAUUUUUUAUUUACAGGUUUACAAUCCUAUUCCAAUAAACUAUAAUAAACCCUGAAAAACUGAGAUUUUGCUUCAUCACCAGUUGAACUUCAUGUUGAGGUAACAGAGUCUGUGAGUACUGACUCCACUCUGUUUGACUGAAUGGAAAUGUGUGGAAUAACUGACUUCAGUUAAUACAAGAAGUUCUUAUUUGAGUUUAGCUAAUUAAGACCAUUGCAGUACGGCUGCCUUUUUGGCUAGUAUUAAUUCUUAAUAUGGCUAGUAGUAAUUCUUUAAAAAGAGGGUUCUUUAGUAAAGACAAUGGCUCUAUUUAAAAUCAUAAACACUCAAAUAAAUAUUUGCUUGAUUAAAUGGUUCUUUGCAGGGUGAAAGGUUUUUUUCAGAGAAUGU
Messenger RNA from Pygocentrus nattereri (red-bellied piranha), 2597 nucleotides. RefSeq names its product gastrula zinc finger protein XlCGF8.2DB-like. Gene Ontology annotation, molecular function: DNA-binding transcription repressor activity, RNA polymerase II-specific. Gene Ontology annotation, biological process: negative regulation of transcription by RNA polymerase II. The transcript is spliced from 2 exons. Lineage: Eukaryota; Metazoa; Chordata; Actinopteri; Characiformes; Serrasalmidae. The record is from RefSeq and is a predicted model, not a curated record. The coding region runs from base 89 to 1129 and encodes 346 amino acids.